Molecule: messenger RNA, 1843 nt
Organism: Ceratitis capitata (Mediterranean fruit fly)
Lineage: Eukaryota; Metazoa; Arthropoda; Insecta; Diptera; Tephritidae
Product: cytochrome P450 12b1, mitochondrial
Exons: 6
Coding region: 1-1665 (554 amino acids)
Molecular function (GO): oxidoreductase activity, acting on paired donors, with incorporation or reduction of molecular oxygen; monooxygenase activity; heme binding
Source: RefSeq, a predicted model, not a curated record
AUGUUGAAAAAGCUUUAUGCAGUUAAACAAACCGGUCAGAGGCUUGUGCGACUGCGGCAGCUGUGUGGUGCUAGAUUUCAAGCGCAAGCAGAACAACAACGCAAUUCCAGCUUCUCAAAUGCGACUCAACAACAACUUAAAGAACUAAUCGACGAGAAUGCACCCGAGCGCACAGAUGCCGAAUGGUCGAAUGCCAAAGAAUACGACGCCCUGCCCGGACCAACUCGAUAUGGAUUUUUUCUUAGCUUCUUGCCUGGCGGCGAAUUCCACAAUAUGAAUUAUAUAGGUAUGAAUCAGAUGCUGCGCCAAAAAUAUGGUGAUAUAUUUCUCUUGAAGGGCGCUUUCGGGCGUGUGGACACCGUUUUCACAUAUAAUGCUGAUGACUUCGAAGUGGUCUAUCGUAAUGAAGGCAUUUGGCCAAUACGCGCAGCGAUGAUGAGUUUUGAUUAUUAUCGUAAGGUGAAGCGAGUGGAUUUCUUUAAGGGCCAAAGUGGACUUGUAACGGAACACGGCUCCGCUUGGGGCGAUAUGCGUAACAAGGUUAAUCCCGUAAUGAUGAAGUCAGCCAGCAUACGUCAGGAUCUGCCGGAGAUCGACAAAAUUACUAUGAAAUUUGUAGACAGACUUGAAACGCUACGUGAUCCCAUCACUGGUCUGUUGAAAAACGAUUUUCAUAUUGAGCUGAAAAAGUGGGCUUUCGAGUCGGUUAUUUAUAUAUCGUUGAAUAAGCGCAUGAAUAUGACAACUGAAAGCGCUAAAAAGGAGACCGCACAGUUGGUACAAAAUUUGGCUGAUUCCUUCAAUCUAUGCUUUAAAUAUGACAUGACGCCGUCUAUGUGGAAAUACUUUGAAACACCGGGUUUCAAGAAGUUAAUGCGCUCCUACAACGGCAUCACUGAAAUAACGUAUAAAUAUGUGCUCGAGGCGAUGGAGCGUAUCAAACGAGAGGGCAAUAAGGAAGCGAAGAGUGUACUGGAUAAAUUGUUGCGCAUCGAUCCACAUUACGCAGUAUUGAUGAGUAUUGAUUCGCUAACCUCCGGCAUGGAUACAACGGCUUCCACAUUCAUUACCGCGCUCUAUCACAUCGCUCGUAAUCCUGACAAGCAACAGGCUCUACGUCGCGAGCUCAUGCACAUAAUGCCCGAUCCAAGAACACCGCUCACGCAGGAGAACACUAAAAUUAUGCCAUAUUUGCGCGCUUGCAUUAAGGAAGCGCAACGCAUUACCCCCAUCGCGCCGGGUAAUCUACGCACAUUGCCCAAGGAUAUUGUGCUCUCCGGUUAUCGCAUACCACGCGGUACUUCGGUGCAUAUGGGCAAUAUGGCAUUGUGUAAUAGCGAGAAAUAUUAUCCACGCUAUAAGGAAUUCAUACCGGAACGUUGGCUCAAGGCGGGCACCGAGGCUUGUCCCGAGUUGCGUAGCAGUAAUCCCUUUAUUUAUGCGCCAUUUGGUUUUGGUCCGCGCACCUGUGUGGGCAAGCGUAUAGCUGAAAUGGAAAUGGAAACUUUGUUGGCGCGUCUAAUACGUUUGUACAAAAUCAGUUGGGCCAAGCCGGAGGAAAUGCAAUAUAAUAGUAAUUUGAUUUUGACACCCAAGGGACCGUUGAAGUUCAGAUUUAUGCCACUCGAAGAGGAGGAUUGCGCUAUUGGCAGUUUAGCUAUGUGAAAUGUAUGUUCUAUGUUAUGUUUUUUUUUUGUUUAAUUUGUAAUAUUAUUUGGAAAGUAUUAGUGCUUUGAUACAUGAAAUUAAUCAAGUUUCAAAAAUUUCGAAGAUUAUAGUUUUGGAAAGUAAUUCCCUUUAGUAGGGUUCUGACGGCUUAAUCAACAUUUAAUCAACAUUAUUU